Patiria miniata (bat star) is the source of this 2785-nucleotide messenger RNA. RefSeq lists its product as uncharacterized. The record is from RefSeq and is a predicted model, not a curated record. Lineage: Eukaryota; Metazoa; Echinodermata; Asteroidea; Valvatida; Asterinidae. The transcript is spliced from 2 exons. The coding region runs from base 241 to 1059 and encodes 272 amino acids. Gene Ontology annotation, molecular function: nucleic acid binding; zinc ion binding.
GAAUUAAAAUUUAGUUUUAUUCGGUCGAUUGAAUUCAAUGCAAUUGCAACAUUCCCUGGGCCAGAAGACUUCUGGCUCCGAUAUGCAAGGAAUUCUUUCAAUGAAUCGGAAUGAGAAAAGGCAUUCAACCGUAGACCCUUAAAGGCACGCAGCGCCACGCCUUUCUUCACUUCAGGCCUACGUAUCACUGCUGAACACGUUGCUUAGAUCUCUGUGUAUCACGUUAUAUUCCAGUUUAAUAUGUCCAACCCAGGAGAUGAAGCCAGCGGUACGAGUACCGAGUUAUUGUUUGAAAAAUUUCAGCUUUAUUUUGAUCAAAAAUUCGACAAGCUUAGCAGUACGAAGCCCGUCACUGAUCCUAGUAUCAAAGAGCUCCGCAAUAAGCUAGAAGCUCAGGAAUUGGCAAGACCGGGAAACACAGCACAGUAUCUUUUUUGCGGUGAGCUCCAAAUUAUUCUGGACAAAAUCAAGUGCGCCAUUCUACAGUCUUGUAACACCGACGCAGCAAUUUCAGCGAUUCAGCAAGCCGAAGACCUUCUUGCGGACAGAAAACGUAAAAUCAAAAUUGCUGAUUCCAGCAAAGCCGGCUGGAUGACCAUUCAACAUCUAGAAAAGGGUGCCAAGAAGAAUCAAUCCCCUGAAGAGCUAAGGAAAGUUCAACUCGCCGAGGAAGCUGCUUGUAAAGAACUGGAAGGGAGAAAGAAGCUCAAGAGAUCUUCGACAGAUAGGCAGUAUGCUUCGGAUUUCAGAUCUACUACUGACCGUCCUCUUUUUCGAGGCAUGCCAAAUGAUAUGUGCUUCACAUGCAAAAUGGUCGGACACUGGUCCAGAGACUGUCCUUUCAACGUCGGACUCGCGCCCUCUUCCCGAGUCAAACCAAGAGCCCAAGCGGCUAUGCCGGUCGGAUAUCACACUUUUCACUCACGAAAUGCACUCAUCCCCUGGCAAGCUCCACAGCUACCCCUAGCCAUCACAGCAUUCCCCUCGUCUGCCAUCGGACAAGCUUCCACUAGCGCAGCAAUCCCAUCCGGAGCCUCGGUUGGAAACCCUACAGCCUAAUACGCAGGCUUCACCACAGGUGUUCAAUCUCUCUCGCAAAUUUAGCGACGUUAUAGAGGUUAUUUCCGGCCAGCAAUUCUGGUCAGAAUUUCCCGCCAGUCUUCAAGCAUAUCGAGAUCGCAUAUUUCAUGAUGUUUUAAAGGCCAAAGCAGAUGGUACCACGCAAUCUUACCUGUAUAAGUGCAGAGUGUUUUUCGCCUGGCUGAGAAAGCAUAACAUUCCACUCCAAUUUACAGUUACCGAUAUAACUAUUGCAUCCUUUUUGUCUGAUAGAGGUCAAUCUGUCAAUUCAGAUAGCUCCAUAAUAACACUAGCAUCUGCCAUCAAAUGGCUGCAUUCCUUACUCAAUAUUCGUCCGAAUCCCGUUGAUUCGCCAGUAGUGCAACAGGUAUUUACUAGUUUACGGAGAACCUUGCAUCAUCCUCCACAACAGAAAGAACCAUUGUCAAUUCAGCAAGUACAUGAUAUUAUUGAUCAUUUUGGCAAUCAGAAUUGUAGUUUGCUGCAGUUGCGAACCGCUUGUUAUGUAUCAUUAAAGUUUUCGCUUCUCUUCAGGCACGAUGAGAUGGUACAGUUAAAGGCAAGCCACAUUACUGAGCUGCCUGGUCAAGUUGGAUUGCGUAUUCACAUUCCCAGAUCAAAAACAGACGUUUAUCGUGAAGGUACUUUCACCUUCUUAUCUCAAAUUGAUAGUCAGUAUUGCCCAGCAAAGAUACUCAGACGAUAUUUGACACAAUGUAACAUUCAGAUAGGAGAUGAUGUUUAUAUAUUCACAGCCUUGUCUUUUCUAUCCAGUUCGAAUUCGUAUAGACCAUUACAAAACAAACCCCUGAGUUAUUCUAGGUGCCGAGAGCUCUUUUUAGAAGCACUAAAGCAAGUUGGCGUAGAAAACCCUAAAAAAUACGGCCUACAUAGCAUGCGUUCAGGAGGGGCCUCUCAUUUGGCAAAUAAGGAUAUAUCUGAAGAGCUUAUCAUGGAACAUGGGCGAUGGAAAACGCCUCAAUCCAAAAACAGAUACAUUAAACGAGACAUAGAUCGUCGUCUCAGUCUUACAGUUACGUUAAGUAAACAGUAAUUAAAAUUGGAUAACCAAUUUUCUAGGGUCUUAUCCUUAAUUUUGUAUAAACGUAAACUUGAUCUAAUGCGAGUUUUCAUGUAUAAUUAUAUAUGUAUCUUCAGAUACCGGACAAAUAAUCCGAGGAGCUGAGAUUAUUGAUGUGUUAUAUAAAACAUUUCACGCAACUGUAAAGAUGGAAUAUUUUGUUUAGUUUUGAUUAUAGACAGUAGUAGAUUCCGGACAGAUAAUCCGAAGAGCCAAAAGGGCUGAGGCUCCAAGGUGGAGCUGGAAUUAAUUGAUGUAUUAUAUAAAUUUCAUUCUGAAUUGACGAUGUAAUAUAUUUAAGAAAUUGUUUUGUUUUUGGUUAAAAAAAAAAAAAAAAAAAAAUAUUCCGGACAGAUAAUCCGAAGAGCCAAAAGGGCUGAGGCUCCAAAGCGGAGCCGAGAUUGUUUUUGGAUGCUUAAAUUACAUCGUAUUGUGAAGACGAAAAAUUAAAUGAAGAUGCUAUUUUAUGUAACGAUUUGUGUAUUUUGAGACGCGUAAAGAAUAAUUACCACAUGCAAAACACCUGAUAUACAUGUUUUUUUCCCUCAAUAUUUUUCCCUGUACGUAUUCAGCAACUGACACUAGGCACGCCCCAUGCUUUACAAUAAAAUAUCUGAAUUGAUA